UUGAAUGUGAACCACACUAUACCCCCCAGAUAUAUUUUUGAUGCUUUCUGCCCAGUUGACACGAGGUAUUGAAUCUCAGAUCAGAGAUUUAUUGCUGCACAUCUAACCGGUCUUCGAAGGAGAAGACAUCUAGAACAUAACAUCGAUGUUGUGUUGAAUUUUAAAAGCUUUUGCACUGAAGUCGAUACCAGCUGGCGCCAGUAGACGAGCGUGCUAAUAGCACUGAGGCUGUCUGGAAUACAUACAGCUCCAUUCCGGCCACGACGUGCGGGCUAACAUUGAUCGUUCAUAAUUCAUUGCAAAGAGGAUCAGGUGACGAUGGCAGGAAAGAGAGCUCCGUCCUGUCACCUGACUUUUGACGACCACAAGAAAGGUGACAUCCUGAUGCACGACGUGCACGUGCCCGGUCACGGGGUCACAAUGUACACUUAUUACUGCUGCAUGCAGUGGAACCCAUGUCUGAACGGCGGAGGGUACUGUGGGAUCCAAGAGCAUCCAAACGGUCGGUGCUACAUCUUCUCCAUCUGGGACCCACAGACAACAAAGGAAGCCAUUACACACGUGUAUAAACACCCUGGAACUAAGGUGGAAAACUUUGGUGGAGAGGGUACGGGAUUGAAGUCCAUGAACUUCGACAUUGGCUGGAAAGAAGACCAAUGGUUCACGCUGGUCACAAGAAGGUGGGACUUCAGAGGGCAUUCGUACUUCGGGUUUUGGGUCCGGAACCAUUCCUGCGACAAGUGGGAGCAUGUGGUUACCAUGGAUUUCCCGGUUCCGGGUAUCUGGUUCCAGACAAGGACGAAAUCUUUCAUUGAAGAUUGGAGAGGCAAUGGGGAAAAAUACAGGCGAGUCCAUUUUCAGAAUGGAUACAAGAGAGGAGAAGACCAAACCUGGCACCCCUUUGCCAAUGCCAAGUUCCACGUCGUGCAGGAAAAGGCAUGCGAAAUGUACAACCACAACUACGACGGAGGGCGUCACUGUGACGGCUUCUUCAUGCAGACGGGGUGCGGAACGACUCCGUGUGCGGAGCUGGUUCAAUGUCGUGACGUCUGCGGGGGUAAAGUGGCAGCGCCAGAGCCCUGUAACGCUCCUAUUUCUUUCACACUAGCAGCGACGAGAGACAAGGUCACGUGGGUUGUGCCCGAUUCAGCUACACCACAGUUUGCAUACACUAUCAUUGUUGACGGCAAAGAAGUAGCGAGUGAUGUUGAUCCCGAAAUGAGGUCACGUGACAUCACAAUUCCUGGAAAAGAGGUCGAGGUCAUCCUUGAGGACAUUCUCGGAAGGAAAACAUCCUCGAAGGCUUCUGUGAAGGAAAGGUCCUCUUCAGAUGACUCGUAGUAACCCUUGUCACAGUUUAGGCCCACGGAGAAUUAGUUUCUGGUAGAAGUAAAAAUAUUUCAGAUUUUCAGUGGAGACAGGACAGUUCAGUUGAUAACAUCCGAUUCCUUUGAAUGAAACAUUUCACCGUACGCUGACGUGCUGACGAAUAGACUGUUUUUUAAAAAUUAAUAUUUUACACGUGUUAAAUCUAAAUCUUUAUUCAGUACUUGUGUAGACCUACAGCCCAUGGUACAUUUGAGGGUCGACAGAAGACAGUAUGACCAAACGGUGAUUCAUUGCGUGAUGUACAACCAUGGCUGUAUUUCUAAUUAAAGAUUUUUCUCGGUUUGGCGUUAGAAUAUUGAACUCAGAUAACGUUAGAUGGACAUGGAACCUUUCUGGAAUACACUGCUGUCGAAUGUAACCAUAUGCGUUAUAAAUCAACAAGAAAAGAUAUUCGUCCUCCACAUACACGUGUUAUAGGUCUUCAUUCUCAGGAUGCUUCAGACAGGAACGUCUUAUUUAUGUUUCUUCAAAUUUAAAUAAAUACACUGGUUAGUUCCCGA
Haliotis rufescens (red abalone) is the source of this 1889-nucleotide messenger RNA. RefSeq lists its product as uncharacterized. The record is from RefSeq and is a predicted model, not a curated record. Lineage: Eukaryota; Metazoa; Mollusca; Gastropoda; Lepetellida; Haliotidae. The transcript has 2 exons. Bases 319 to 1341 code for a protein of 340 amino acids.